GAGAGAUUGUUGGGUUUUACAGAAAAAAAGUCGUCUAGUUCUUGAGAGAGAGUUGAGAAGCUUAAAUUAGCUUUAUCUUUUGCAUUCAAUUCUUUCAUUUCUAUCCUCUCAUCAAACUCUACAGCUUCAUUAUACCCUAACCGACUCCCUCUCUUUCCUAUCUGUAUAUGUAUUGAUCAUUAUGGAAUUAUUUAAAUUGGAGAAAAGCGUUUCAGUUCAAUUUAUAGUAUAUGGAUUUUGCAAGUACUGCACUUGAAAAUAUUAUACCAGAAGAGGAAAGUCAAUUUCUUGUUGGAAAUCCUGUAAUGGCUUCCGAUAAAGGCAACAACCACUCUACACAACUAGUCUUGGACAAAAACCAUCAGCAGCAAAAUCAUCAGAUGCAGCAGCAGAUUAAUUAUGAUCAUCAAAGGCAGAUUAAUCAGAUCUCUUUUGGGAUGAUGCAAUCAUCUUCUUCAUCAUCAAGGUUUCUUGAAAACUUCAUAAGCAAAGACAACCCUGGAGCUUAUGAUUUAGGAGAAUUAGAUCAAGCCCUUUUUCUUUAUCUUGAUGGCCAAGAUCAGUCAACAACUGAAGAACAAACACAGAAUUCCGGGAUGAGACCACCUACAUUGAACAUCUUCCCAUCUCAGCCCAUGCAUGUAGAGCCAUCAUCACCAACAAAGGCAAGUACCGGGUUGCUUUCUCCGUCUACUAAUGUUUCCAAGAAAUCAUCUGGACCGUCCGUGGAGCCUUCUAACCCUAGAAAUGAUGUUGCUUCUGCUCCUCAAUCUACCAAAGCACGUAAGGGAAAUCGCAAAGGUCCUACUUCAAGUUCAGAACAAGAUGGACCAAAAACACCAGACCCUAAGAUUUUGAGGAGACUUGCUCAGAAUAGAGAAGCAGCAAGGAAAAGCAGGCUUAGGAAAAAGGCAUAUGUUCAGCAGUUAGAGUCGAGUAGAAUCAGACUUACUCAAUUAGAACAAGAAUUACAACGAGCUAGAGGCCAGGGUUUUCAUUUAGGCGGAAAUUCUCUUUUGGGAGGGGAUCAUAGUAUUCCUGCUGCUAACAUAAGCUCAGAUGCUGCUGUUUUCGACAUGGAGUAUGCAAGAUGGUUGGAGGAACAUCAUCGGCUAAUGGUUGCACUUGGGAGUGCAAUGCAAGAUCACGUUCCCGAAAAUGAGCUUCGAAUCUAUGUAGACAACUGUUUGGCACACUAUGAUCAAGUUAUGAACCUCAAAAGCAUGAUUGUGAAAUCCGACGUUUUUCAUCUUGUUUCGGGCACGUGGAAGACUCCGGCCGAACGUUGUUUCUUGUGGAUAGGAGGUUUCCGACCAUCAGAGCUCAUCAAGAUAAUUUCAAGUCAAAUAGAGCCAUUAACAGAGCAACAACUGUUGGGGAUAUAUAGCUUACAGCAAUCAACACAGGAGGCUGAAGAAGCCCUCUCUCAAGGGCUCGAAGCUCUAAACCAGUCACUUUCAGAAACAAUUACCUCGGAUUCAUUGAACAUCUCAUCAGACAUGAAUAGUUUCAUGGGACAAAUGGCUUUAGCUAUCAGCAAACUCUCUACCUUUGAAGGUUUUGUUAGACAGGCUGAUAAUCUGAGGCACCAAACGCUUCACCGGCUCCACCAGAUUCUGACCACCCGUCAAGCUGCUCGCUGUUUUCUGGCCAUUGCCGAGUACUUCCACCGCCUUCGCGCCCUCAGCUCUCUCUGGCUGGCUCGCCCCAGGCCUGAAUGACAAAGAAAAAACCCGAAUCAAGUGAUCUUAAUCUUAAUUAAUUAAUCCGCUCUCCUUAAAAAUAUAUUUAGCGGAAUUAUUUUCGUUUUUACUUUUCUAUAUUCUGUAAUCUGUAUAGAUAGACAGACAGACAAUAAUAUCUGAAUUAAAUGAUUAUAGAAGUAGAAUAAGUAACUUUUUUCUGCAUUUCUGCUCA
Messenger RNA from Olea europaea var. sylvestris, 1917 nucleotides. Its product is annotated as bZIP transcription factor TGA10-like. Bases 231 to 1721 code for a protein of 496 amino acids. The transcript is spliced from 11 exons. Gene Ontology annotation, molecular function: sequence-specific DNA binding; DNA-binding transcription factor activity. The record is from RefSeq and is a predicted model, not a curated record. Gene Ontology annotation, biological process: regulation of DNA-templated transcription; DNA-templated transcription. NCBI's taxonomy places the organism in Eukaryota, Viridiplantae, Streptophyta, Magnoliopsida, Lamiales, Oleaceae.